GCUCUGAUUAGGUACUUCCAUAAUCGGAGCUAAGGUUAUCCGGGAAGUCAAGCCACAUGGGGCGAUGCAUCUUUAGCUUGACCAAUGUUACCUACUGCCAAUCGAACCCGGCUCGGUAACAUCUUCAAUUUUGACGUCGCGAAUUUCAACCGAAACUCUAUUCCUCACCUUCUAUCUCCCGUAAUUGAACCACUCGCGUGUCAAUUGAAUUCGAUAUUCACGAUGCGACCUACUCAAGCUCUUAUGGGUGGUGGCGAGGGCCCCAUCGGCAGACAUGGAAAGUUCCUGGGCGGCUGGGGCAACUUCGGUGAGUGAACCAUAUUCGAAUUCGAGCUGGGAUCGGUGUGAAUGUUAGAAAGAGUUGGAAUGCGUCUAUAAAAUGGAUGGAUGGAUGAUGUUACUGGGACAAUGGACUAGCUAUCGGGCACCGAUCGAAUAUUACGCAGAUUACGGACGUUAGAACGAUAUACUAACGAGGAGGAUUAUAGGUGGCAUGCCGCAAAAAGGUAUCAUCAGCUACACCCUGAGCGCAAACAGGCAGAACCCGCUCGCCGGUACCGCGCACGCUGCCAUCUUCAACACCUGGCGACGAUUCAGCGCACAGGUCCUCUACGUCGCUCCCCCCCUGAUCUUCUUCUACUACGCCAUGUCGUGGGCCACCGACCGAAACCACUACCUCAACUCUAAGGCCGGUCGCCAGGAGUUCGCUGGCGAAUAGAUGGGUCCUCGUAGAUAAUAGACAACGGAGGUUAAUCUGUCGUGUGUAGACAAGACCUUGUAUACCUACUAUCAAUAGACUAGAGCGCAAGAGCUACGAAUAUCCAAAUUCUCUUUUAUUUCUGA
Molecule: messenger RNA, 843 nt
Organism: Daldinia loculata
Lineage: Eukaryota; Fungi; Ascomycota; Sordariomycetes; Xylariales; Hypoxylaceae
Product: cytochrome b-c1 complex subunit 8
Exons: 3
Coding region: 494-718 (74 amino acids)
Biological process (GO): mitochondrial electron transport, ubiquinol to cytochrome c
Source: RefSeq, a predicted model, not a curated record